AUGCAUAUUGAAGUACAAGUAGCAUUAAACUUCGUGAUAUCAUACCUCUACAACAAACUGCCGAGGCGGCGGGUGAACAUUUUCGGAGAGGAGCUGGAGAAGGCGUUAAAAGACAAGUUUAGGGGUCACUGGUACCCUGACAGACCGUGCAGAGGCUCAGCAUUUAGGUGCUUGAAGACUGGGGGUCCUUUAGACCCUGUGUUGGAGAGGGCGGCAAGAGAAUCGGGCGUUCCAGUCCGUGAUGUGCUGGAACACCUUCCAAGAGACCUGGCUGUUUGGGUCGACCCAGGAGAAGUGUCCUACCGAAUCGGAGAAAAAGGUGCGGUGAAGGUUCUCUUCAGCAGCGAUGAACGAGCAGCAGAGGAGCGAACUGACAGAGAGGUGACUCGCGCCUUCAACCCCGAAGCGCAAUGCUUCAGGCCCGUGGAGCCGGUGGCGGCGCCUUCGCCCCCCGCGCCCGCCGCCUUCUCUCCGGCGCCGCCGUUCCGCGCGCAACCGCUGACCUUCACGACGGCUACCUUCGCGCAGACCAAGUUCGGUAGCACCAAGCUGAAGACGAGCAGCAAGCGCGCCAACCGCAUGUCUCCCACGGAGUUCAGCAACUACAUCAAGCAGCGCGCCGUGCAGCAACAGCUGGCGGCGCGGGCGCUGUCUCCGGCCGACCCGGCGGCCUACUUCGUGUCGCGGCGCGAGGCGGCCCCGCAUCUGCUGCUCGCCAACUGA
Pieris macdunnoughi is the source of this 723-nucleotide messenger RNA. NCBI's taxonomy places the organism in Eukaryota, Metazoa, Arthropoda, Insecta, Lepidoptera, Pieridae. The record is from the annotation of a GenBank genome assembly.